This is a messenger RNA of Trichophyton benhamiae CBS 112371, 2514 nucleotides long. Its product is annotated as LIM domain protein. The transcript has a single exon. Lineage: Eukaryota; Fungi; Ascomycota; Eurotiomycetes; Onygenales; Arthrodermataceae. The record is from RefSeq and is a predicted model, not a curated record. The coding region runs from base 1 to 2514 and encodes 837 amino acids.
AUGGACGCUUUGCCCAAGAUCAAAUGCUCCGACUGCCAUGCGGAAGUCGAGCUCGUUGCCCUCGGAGACCAUGUUUGCUCAAAAGCCGCGGGUCCUACUGUGACAACUUCUCCCGUUGAAGAGAAAUUGUCAGUGGCAGAGUUCAACGAACACGGCCCGCCACCGAAACGGAGUCUCAGUCGUGAGUCCCUGUUUAACAGGUUAGGACGUGUGCAGCCACCUCCAAGGAUAGAUCCAACUGCUGCUAGUACGUAUAUAUCAUCCCACAGUUACCGUGGAAUUAUGGCUUCAGGCCUGACGGUACAUGCUAACAAAUUUCUAGAUCGACCAUUUUUAUCACCCGGUGCUCAGAUGUCUCCUCACACUGGAAGCUUUGGAGCACUCACUCCACGGUCUGCCUCACCACUUUCACCCCUCCAGCAGCUACAGCGAAGCCAUACCAGCCCAGUCGCCUCGCAAUCUUCGGUUGUUGCAGUUGUGCCUGAAGGAAAAGCAAAUUUAGACUGUGCUUUCCCUCCUUUUCCUAGGUCGGCUUCUGCAGGCGGAUCAAAAGCGAAGAGGCUUGCAUCUAUAAGAUCUAUAAACACAAAUGUUUCUUCUCGCAGAGGGGUUACCUCUCCCUCACCUUCAGAUGGAAGCUAUAUGUCCCCAUCGACGGACGGCCGAAGUUCACGCGCAACAACUAUCAACAGGCAUAGACGGGAGGCAUCAAUAGAUAGCAAGGCCUUCCAGCGCUUGUCCAUGACCAGCUCUAAAAAUGGUCAUGGACUUCCUUCUCCGGUUUCACCCAGAGGAUCGUCACGAAGCCGGCAUGAGGACCGGGAUAUUCCUCCGCUCCCGUCGGGGCCUAUCGCUAGCCUCGCCAGCAGCCCCGUGUUCACAUCGGGUAAUUCAGAGCCUUUUUAUUUCGGCAGCAACGAUAACCAUGAUAAAAGCGAUCAGGAUCAAGAUCCUCCAGAAACCUCACCCAGGGACAAAGUACGACAACUAGACGGCAUGGAAGGACUGGAUUUUGGCUUUACUACGAGAACGAAAUCUCCUGAAAUGAUGGAUGUCGAUAACAAACUUGAGGACAUAGAGGAAGAUGACUCGGAAAGAGCUCCAGACAGCCCGGGUCCCUCUGUCUCAGAGUACAAACUCGAUAGGGAGUUCUCCGUCUCAAAUUUUGCCAGCGGCCUUGGUAUCAGCGAUCCAUGCCAUGCCGCCAAUGAUUCUACUUCGUCUUCCAACUCGUCACCGUCGGAGGCGCCCUCGAACAGCUCUUUCUCAAGCAGGCCGUCUGAGUCCUCCAAUAUUUCCGAACCUAAGUCAAGCUUGUCGGAGAAAUACAAUGUCGAUCAUCUGCGUCUCCUCCAAGAAGAGCCGCCAACCCGACCAAAAGUAGAUCCCUUCGCUUACGAACUCGAUUCUCCAACCGAUCCCCUCUUCCAGCAAGGUCGGCUCUCCGAUCCUCCGGCUAAUACUUUCCCUUCGAGCUCAGAGACAAAAUACAGUACCCCAUCAACACAGCUCGAGCCAGCACAGCCGAAGAAAUACACCCCAUAUCGCUCCCCCACUCAAUCCCUUAACUCACAAUCCUCAACUUUUGAACAGCAGCAGCAGCAGCAAUCCCCGUCUUCACCACCGCUGCAGCCGGAAGUACAGCCAGAACCACAGGAAGUGCGAGAGCAGCAACAACAACCUCCCCCAGUGCCGGAAGAGGAAUCAGCAGCCCAACCACUACCUCCAUCUCGAUCCGCAACUCCUGGCAAACGCCGCCAUCCCUGCAGGGGUUGCGGUGAAAUUAUUACCGGGAAAUCAGUUUCUUCAGCAGAUGGCCGCUUGACAGGCCGCUAUCACAGGGCUUGUUUCGUCUGCCAUACUUGUCAUGCCCCCUUCCAAACAGCAGACUUUUACGUACUUGAUAAUCAUCCAUACUGUGCGGCGGAUUACCAUAGGCUAAAUGGUACCCUGUGUGCAGAGUGCGGUGAAGGGAUUGAGGGCCCUUGUCUCGAAGCAGAGGACAUCAACCCAUCGAACGGAGUUGGAAUUAGUUCGAGCAAGAAGAACCAAAAGUUCCAUCCAGGCUGUUUCAAGUGCCGCACCUGUCACAUCGUACUCAGAGGAGACUACUUUGAGUGGAACGGCAGCGCCUACUGUGAACGUGACGGUAGAAGGGCGGCAGGUUUGAUGCCUCCUCCGCGAUCACCAGGCUUCCCUCCACCACACGGUUACCAGGGCCAUCCGCCUCCGCCCAUGGGUCCUCCAGGUCCGGGCCCUGGCCCAGGAUACAGGAGGCCACCGCCCCCUUCAUCACCACUUGCAGGUCCACGACAAGGCGGUCGUGGUGACCCUCGUUACCGACCUAUGAAUCCAUCCUCUCUUCGACCAAGACCCGAUAAACACAGGCCGCACCCAUCUGAACACCAGUUCGUUAAUUCGUCCCUAACUCCAGCACCUGGACUCGAUAACGGACCAUACCCUUCCACUAGAAAAUUCCCGGAACGGCGGACAACGAAGCUGAUGAUGGUAUAA